Leptinotarsa decemlineata (Colorado potato beetle) is the source of this 4232-nucleotide messenger RNA. RefSeq names its product ATP-binding cassette subfamily C member 4. Gene Ontology annotation, cellular component: membrane. Gene Ontology annotation, biological process: transmembrane transport. The record is from RefSeq and is a predicted model, not a curated record. Lineage: Eukaryota; Metazoa; Arthropoda; Insecta; Coleoptera; Chrysomelidae. Gene Ontology annotation, molecular function: ATP binding; ABC-type transporter activity; ATP hydrolysis activity.
AUUGAGUGCAACCACGAUGGAGGGGGUGAAGUAUUCGAGUGUCAAGACAAAAAACUUACAUCCUAUGUUUCAGGGAUCUUUAUUGUCCCGGCUAUUUUUCUGGUGGUUACCGUUAUUUCUGUGGAAAGGCCUGAAAAAAGAAAUAGAAGAAGACGACAUAUACGAAACUGAGAAGUCGCAAGAAUCAGCCUUGCUUGGUGGUCAAUUAGAAAUGGCAUGGAAAAAGGAAUUGAACAAAGAGAACCCUUCCCUGGCAAGAGCGCUGUUCAGGGUUUUUGGAGGAGAAUUGGCCAUAUUCGCAUUAUACCACAUAUUCGCUGAGGGUGUCAAGGUAUCACAACCCAUACUCAUCUUCCACAUGCUUUCCCUAUUACAAGAUAAGAACCCAGGCGAAGAUAACGGAAAGAUAUUCACCUAUGUAGCCUUUGUAGCCUUAGUAGCAUUCCUCAGAGCGGCAAGCACCCACAACUAUCAAAUGAGUAUCACGUUUUUAGGAAUGAAAGUUCGUAUUGCAGUAUGCUCUCUCAUCUACAGAAAAUCGCUGAGGUUGAGUAAGUCUGCCCUUGCCGAAACGACCAUAGGGCAGAUGGUCAACUUGUUGACUAAUGACGUUGGGAGAUUCGAUACUGUAGCUCAAUACUUCCACUAUUUGUGGUGUACUCCAUUUCUGAUACUUGUAGAAGCGUACUUUCUGUUUAUUUACGUCGGACCAAGUGGAAUUGUUGGAAACGCAUACCUGGUGGGGUUUAUUCCGGUACAAAUGUUUUUGGCAAAGUUGGUAUCUAAAUACAGAUUGCGUACAGCUACGCGAACGGAUGAAAGAGUUCGACUCAUGAACGAAAUUGUUUCUGGAAUACAAGUAAUCAAGAUGUACACAUGGGAAAAGCAAUUCAGUAAACUGGCUGAAAUUAUAAGAAGGCAAGAAAUACAGCAAAUUAGACAAACAUUUACAAUCAGAGCGUUCACGAAUUGCUACUCCAUAGUUUCCCUGAAAAUUGCCGUUUUCAUCAGCAUUUUAACACAUGUUUUAACAGGAAACACACUUACUGCCAAGUAUACCUACACAGUGCUUGUAUUCUAUGGAGUACUCAGGUCAUCGCUGUUGACCUUCUUCACACAAGGUCUCACCUUUUUUGCUGAAGCGAAAGUUUCUGUGAAGAGAAUACAGCAAUUUUUAUUAUACGAAGAACUGAUGGAAACCGAUGUAACUGAUCACAAUUCAUUCUCAAACGAUCCAAAACCGUUCGCAAACUUCAAGGAAGGAGACAUCGGAAUAUGCAUAGAAAACUUGUCGGCUAAGUGGGUGAAGAAGUUACCUGAGAACAUUUUGCAAGGAGUCAAUUUCCACGUGGUUAGCAAUCAACUGGUAGCUAUCGUAGGUCCGGUAGGAGGCGGUAAAACGACUCUUCUAAACGUUAUUCUGAAAGAGCUAACCCCCACUGAAGGUUCCGUAGAAGUGAAAGGAACAAUAUCCUAUGCCUCCCAAGAACCUUGGGUAUUUGGAGCUAGCGUCAGGCAAAAUAUUUUGUUCGGUCAAGACUAUGAUCCCAAAAAAUACGAUGAAGUUAUAAGGGUCUGCGCUUUACAAAGCGACUUCGCUCAAUUCAACCAUGGUGACAGAACCCUUGUAGGUGAAAGAGGUGUCACUCUUAGCGGAGGACAGAGAGCUAGAAUAAAUCUAGCAAGAGCAGUAUACAAAGAAGCAGACAUUUACCUCUUGGAUGAUCCCUUGUCAGCUGUGGAUGCUCAAGUUGGCAAACAACUUUUCGAAGAAUGCAUUUGCGGAUACUUGAAAACCAAAUGCGUCAUUCUGAUAACACACCAGCUACAAUACCUCAAGAAUGCAGAUUACAUAUACUUACUGAAAGAUGGUCGAAUUCAUUCCUCAGGUACUUUCAACGAGUUGAAAAUUUCUGAUUGCGACUUCACGACACUUCUCGAAGAACUGAAAGAAGUAGAGGAGAAGGAGGAGGUUCCUACAGAAUCAAGAGUUGAGAAAGAAUAUGAAGUUGACGAUGAAAAGUCACCAAUGAUCCACCAGAAAGAAAAAAAAGCCAGUGGAAAAGUAACUUGGCAUGUUUAUGAAAGCUACUUCAGAGCAGGAGGUGGCUGGUGCAGAAUAUUCAUUCUACUUUUGGGAUACACGAUUGGCCAGAUGUUCAACAGUGUGACUGAUUACUUUCUGUCUAUAUGGGUUAAUGUGGAGCAAAUGAGGUUGAAGCAAAAAAAUGAUACCUUCAAUUCAGCAUCAAUUAUAGUGGAUAGCUCAUCGAAUAGUACCACCCAAUAUGAAGCAACAAAAAUAAUCAGCUUCCGCUCUGGACAUUGGUUGAAGCCCAUUCUGACUCCUGACAACACAGUAAUCAUCUACACUUCUUUGAUACUAGCGACUGUUAUUGUAACAGUCUUGAUAAGGAUAUUAUUCUUCAGAAGUUCUUUAAAUGCUUCCACUAGGCUACAUAAUAGGAUGUUCAGCAAUAUUUUGAACUCGACUAUGAGAUUCUUCAAUACAAACCCCUCAGGAAGAAUACUCAACAGAUUUUCUAAAGAUAUAGGAAUCAUUGAUGAAGGCAUACCAGUGACAUUUGGAGAAACCAUAUCGAUUGGUUUUUCGAUGGUUGCUACAUGUUUGAUGAUUGCGAUCCUCAAUCCAUGGAUAAUGAUUCCUAGCUUAAUAAUUCUCUUGAUAUUCUACUUCAUGAGGAAAGCCUUUCUGGUAUCGAGCAGGAAUAUUAAACGCAUAGAAUCUAAUACACGCAGUCCUGUUUACACUCAUCUUGCAGCCUCGCUUCAAGGAUUGACCACCAUCCGAGCCUUUGGUGCAGAAAAAGUUAUAUCCGAAGAGUUCGACAGAUUUCAGGAUUCAUACACAUCCGCAUAUGUCAUGUUUACCAGUGCGACUCGUGGAUUUGGGUUCUGGUUGGACUUCCAUUGUAGUAUAUAUAUUUUUUUGGUGAUGGUCAGCAUUUUGUUCAUCGAAAACGAGUCAUAUAGUGGCAACAUUGGUUUAUCAAUAACUCAAGCGAUCAGUCUGACCGGAAUUUUCCAACACUUCCUUAGACAGUGGAGCGAAUUCGUAAAUCAAAUGACAUCUGUGGAGAGGAUCCAGGAAUACGCAGAUAUCAUUCCAGAACAGGAUAUCAUUACAAAAUCUCCUCCAAAAUCUUGGCCUGACAGAGGAAGAAUUGACUUCGUGAACGUGUAUAUGAAAUAUUCCAAAAAUACUCCAUACAUUCUUAAGAAUCUCGUUUUCGGAAUCCGACCAAUAGAGAAGAUCGGAAUAGUAGGACGUACUGGAGCAGGAAAAUCUUCUUUGAUCCAGGCUCUUUUCAGACUGGUUGAUAUUGAAGGCAGCAUUCUGAUUGAUGAUAUCGAUACAAAAAGUGUUCCACUGAAUGUUCUCAGGUCGAAAAUAUCCAUAAUCCCCCAAGAACCGGUUUUAUUUUCUGGAACUCUCAGGAUGAAUUUGGAUCCUUUCGACGACUAUGAUGAUGAAAUACUGUGGGAUGCCCUUGAACAAGUAGAACUGAAAAAGUUAGUGAAUGAAUUUCCUGAAGGUUUAGACAGUAAGGUCAGUGAAGGCGGCUCCAAUUUUAGUGUGGGACAGAGGCAGCUCAUAUGUCUUGCUCGUGCCAUAGUACGCCAAAACAAAAUUCUAGUACUAGACGAGGCCACAGCCAACGUUGACCCACAGACAGAUGCUCUGGUCCAGAAUACCAUAAGGCAAAAAUUUUCCAGCUGUACUGUAUUAACCAUUGCUCACAGACUGCACUCCAUCAUGGAUUCAGAUAAGGUGUUGGUAAUGGACGGUGGAGAAGCGGUAGAAUUCGAUCAUCCGUUUGUCCUUCUGCAGAUGAACAAAGGGGUUUUCCAUGAACUUGUUAACCAAACUGGGGCUUCGAUGGCUCAAAAUCUGUACGCCAUUGCUGAAGAGAAAUUUUCGCGAAAGAAGUGAUUGAAUGUUCAUUCGAAAGUGGUUGACAAUGUUUCAUGGUGACAUUCAUUUGUUCGGACUUCCAUUGUCUUAUAUGAUUCUACUACGACUGAAAAUCUAUGAAAGAUCAAUUGGAAUUGAAAUGAAUAGCUGAAAUAUCAAUUAUGUUAAGCAAUGAAACGUAAAAUAAAAAUACAAGUACAAAUGAAGGACUCAAUACUCUUUUCUGUUUUUUUUGGUAUAUAUCUAACCUUCCACAAUCUUUUGAUAUUUCAUGGCAUCGGCCAAUACUUGAUGG